This is a messenger RNA of Scleropages formosus (Asian bonytongue), 3387 nucleotides long. RefSeq names its product ATG5 autophagy related 5 homolog (S. cerevisiae) (gene atg5). The record is from RefSeq and is a predicted model, not a curated record. NCBI's taxonomy places the organism in Eukaryota, Metazoa, Chordata, Actinopteri, Osteoglossiformes, Osteoglossidae. Bases 151 to 978 code for a protein of 275 amino acids. Gene Ontology annotation, cellular component: mitochondria-associated endoplasmic reticulum membrane contact site; autophagosome; Atg12-Atg5-Atg16 complex. Gene Ontology annotation, biological process: autophagy of mitochondrion; piecemeal microautophagy of the nucleus; cellular response to nitrogen starvation. Gene Ontology annotation, molecular function: Atg8-family ligase activity. The transcript has 8 exons.
GCCGCGGGCGCAGGGUUCCGAGAGCAGACGACAGGGUGACAACAGUGGGGCCCGUCAGUGGCCAUACUGCUGCUUCGCCUGCUCGUUCAACCAUUUUCACCAAGUGUGUCGUGUCGACGUCCUGUAUGUGCCCCUUCCAGGCAGCAGGCCAUGGCAGAUGACAAGGACGUUCUGCGGGACGUGUGGUUCGGCCGGAUCCCCACCUGCUUUACCCUCUACCAGGAUGAGAUAACAGAGAGGGAAGCGGAACCCUUUUAUCUUCUCCUGCCAAGAGUCAGCUACCUGCCUCUGGUCACGGACAAGGUGAGGAAGCACUUUCAGAAGGUCAUGAAGCCCGACGACGUGGGGGAGAUGUGGUUUGAGUACGAAGGAACGCCUUUAAAAUGGCACUACCCAAUUGGCCUGCUGUUUGACCUCUAUGCCUCCAACACCACUCUGCCCUGGAGUAUCUUUGUGCACUUUAAGAACUUCCCUCAGCAAGAUCUGCUGCAUUGCCCCUCCAACUCGGUGAUCGAGGCCCACUUCAUGUCCAGCAUCAAAGAAGCGGAUGCGCUGAAGCACAAAGGCGCCGUUGUCAACGAGAUGCAGAAGAAGGACCAUAAGCAGCUGUGGAUGGGGCUACAGAACGAUAAGUUUGACCAGUUCUGGGCCAUGAACAGGAAGCUGAUGGAGUAUCCGACGGAGGAAGGGGGUUUUCGCUAUAUCCCCUUUAGGAUAUACCAGGUGACAAGCAAUCGGCCCUUCAUCCAGAAGCUGUUUCGGCCCGUGGCAUCAGAUGGUUGUCCCCACACGUUGGGGGACUUGUUGAAGGAGGUGUUCCCAGCUGCCAUACCCCAGAAUGAUGGGCAGAAGAAGUAUCAGGUGAUGAUUCACGGGAUUGAGCCCAUGCUGGAAACUCCUAUCCAAUGGCUUAGCGAGCACCUGAGCUACCCGGACAACUUCCUCCACAUCAGCAUCAUCCCGGCGCCCAGUGACUGAUCCCGACGCCUGGCUUCGUCCUAUCGCCUGGCAGCCACGGCACCUCCUCCGGGACACAGCGAGACGUGGUUUCUGCGUCGCUGCUCUCUGGAAGCAGGCUCUAGAAAUACAACCGGUGCGUCGGUGUUUCUCAGCCCAUAUCAGGUGGAACUUUCCCUCCGUUUCUUCCUCUCUGUUAGUUUGUGAUGGUUCCUUCUAUUACACUUAAACUUUGUUCAUCGCCCCUUUUCUGUCCGAGUGUGGAAAUGGUUGCAGGAAGACCUGAGCAGAGGAGCCUUGAGGCAAAAGGCCAGACAGGAAAUACAGGAUCCCAUCCUUUAAUCGAGUCCUACUGGUGUCGCCUCCCCCCCUUCCUCCUUCCGCUGCCGUUUCCCACAGCGCUGUGCGUUCCUGUGGAUUGCCAGCUUGCCCAGGACCUCCCGCAGUGACGAGUGCAAAAGCCUCUGGGACUGAGACACACACACACAUACACACACAUACACACACACACACACACACACACACACACACAAAUAAUUGGGAGACCCUGAUGGGUGGAACCACUGCAGAAUAAUUCUGAGUCCCCAGGGCCAAGCAGUUCCGGCUGGCUGUUCCGAAAGUUUGAAUUCUUUUCUGUUGUUUUCCUCCCAGUGUCAGCGAAAAUCAAAACAAGGAUUUUUUUUUUUUUUUUUUUGUCUUGUAUGUAGUUUACCGCCGAUCCACUUGGAUGUUUUUCUCUCCCCUCAGCCAAUUAUCAGAAAGCAUUGUGAACUCGGUUAAUUAGACCACUAAACGACUCUUUCCUCUUUUGGCUCUGUGUAAUGCAUGCGUGGGGGGUGUAAUUAUUUUAAUGGUUCAUACUUUUGACAUUAUUUAUGGGCAGGUUGUGUGGUGGGGGGGUUUACUGCGUAGGUGUAAAAAGUGAGAAUGGAAUUCAUGACGUCUGGUUUCUCACAUCAAACCCAACAAUUACUGAGGGUUCAAGUUAACAGAGAGUGCUGAAACAAGCCUGUAUGCACUGAGACUCCCAACCUGUGCCAAUUUCUCGUAUCCAUGUCACUUUUUGAUGAGCGCAUGAUUUUUGUGUGUAAAUGCCAGAUUUUUUGUGAUGGAAGCAGCCGUUUGACAUUAUGCAUCCUCUUUUUUGUGACACUAAUCCAAGAAAGAGCAGAGCGUCAUCAGGGUUUCGGGGACUCGUCAGGCACCGUUUUUGGUGACGGGGACAUUUUGCGGUUGCGAACAAGACUGGAUGAAUACAGUCAGUCAUACAGGGGCUGUGACAAAUUUUUCAUCAUUCUUUUGGAUCAUCUUUACAAAAUCUUUUAUUUCUUAGCCUGGCUAGAGUCCUAAACUUUUACAGAACAGUUUAAAUUACAAUGACAUAUACAUUUAGGUAACUAAUCCUUUGGACAGAAAGAAAGUUUUAAAUAAUAAUGUAGAUAAAAUUGAUUAACGGAACCAGUUUUCUUAUACUUGCCAAGAAAUCAGUAACUUCCAUUCAGCCUUCACUUUUUUUUUUCCCUUUUCAUUAAAUUUAUUACAGAUACCUUCCAAACGCAUCCCCGAAAAAGGGCUGGAAGUACGGUGAUAUGUUAAACAGUAGGUAACACUGCAGGGUCAAAGUUCACCACAGAUAAGGACGUUUUCCUUUAACUGUGAAACCAUCAACACGUCUUCAGACUCCUUCCGAGUGUCCGCUCCAAACUGUAACUGUACUGAGACUCCAACACGGUGUGGUCGUUGGCUCAGUACAGGAGGUUUUGCAGGCGUAAACACGCCUUAGCUCAUGUUGUUUGUGUUUUGGGUUGAAGCGAGUGCGAGAGCUUGACGGGCCCAGACAGACACCACGCAGAUGCGCCACAGCUGAGAAUAAUUACUUAUUUAUAGGAGUGUGUGACUCCAACUUCCCGCCACCACGUCACCCGCGCCUUCGUCUGUGGAAUCCGACGUGAGCGCGUUGCACUCGUGUUCUUUGCACAGGUCCAUGCUCAGCCAGUCUUGUCGUGCUUACCAGACAACUGUUCCAGUGCUUGUUGACAAACAGAUUUAAUCUCACACAUCCUGCUAAGUAUGACCUGCUGCAGACAAGCAUUCGCAGUUGUGUUUUUUUUUUUUUUCUCCCCCCCCCUUCCCCAGACGAGUUAAGGAUCAUCUGUUCUCCAUUUCCUCCUUGGAGCACUCUGUUCCAGAUGUCACAUGACUCUGUGUGACAGCAGUGCCAUUGGAGAUGCCAUCUAGGAAUAUAAUAAUGAAAUAAUCACAAUAUUCAUGACUGUUAGUUGCGACAGGAACAAACCGGUUUUAUGGGUCUGAAGCCCACUAUGUUCUUCUGUGCAUCUUUGUAACAACAUAAAUUUGCUUUUUUUCUUUUCUUUUUUUUUUUUUUUUUUGCAGUCUCCAGAUGUUUUCUUCUGCAGUGGCUUUUCUUUA